Messenger RNA from Bipolaris zeicola 26-R-13, 1881 nucleotides. RefSeq lists its product as uncharacterized. The record is from RefSeq and is a predicted model, not a curated record. Gene Ontology annotation, molecular function: SUMO activating enzyme activity. The transcript has 5 exons. Bases 1 to 1881 code for a protein of 626 amino acids. Gene Ontology annotation, cellular component: cytoplasm; SUMO activating enzyme complex. NCBI's taxonomy places the organism in Eukaryota, Fungi, Ascomycota, Dothideomycetes, Pleosporales, Pleosporaceae. Gene Ontology annotation, biological process: protein sumoylation.
AUGGCUCGCGACAAGUUUGCUCGCCAGAGCCUGGGCGGCGCGCUCCACCAGCGCAUUAAAGAGUCGCGCGUCUUGAUGGUCGGAGCUGGGGGCAUCGGCUGCGAGCUCCUCAAGAACCUGGUCCUCACCGGCUUUGGCGAGAUCCACAUCGUCGACCUCGACACCAUCGACCUCAGCAACCUCAACCGCCAAUUCCUGUUCCGCAACGAGCACAUCAAGAAGUCAAAGGCACUGGUUGCGAAAGAGUCGGCUGCCAAGUUCAACCCCAAUGUUGACAUCAUCGCAUACCACAACAACAUCAAGGACACCCAAUUCAACGUCGUGUGGUUUAAGACCUUCCGUCUCGUCUUCAACGCGCUCGACAAUGUGGAUGCGCGCCGCCAUGUCAACAAAAUGUGUCUGGCGGCCGGCGUGCCAUUGAUUGAGAGUGGCACCACGGGCUUCAACGGCCAGGUCCAGGUCAUCAAGCGGGGCGAAACUGAAUGCUACGAUUGCACGCCCAAGGAUGCGCCCAAGUCCUUCCCCGUCUGCACCAUUCGAAGCACCCCGUCACAACCUAUUCACUGCAUCGUCUGGGCAAAGUCUUAUUUGUUUGCUGAGAUUUUUGGCACGUCUGAAGAUGAAGCCCCCGAGCUGGAUCACAGUGAAGAUGCCGAUAACGCGGACGAGGUCGCAAACCUGCGCAAGGAGGCACAAGCGUUGAAGCGCAUACGCGACUCCAUGGGCUCCCAAGAUUUCCCACGGCUGAUCUUUGACAAAGUCUUCGAGGAAGACAUUGAGCGUUUGCGGAGCAUGGAAGAUAUGUGGAAGACUAGGAAAGCACCCGAGGUUCUGGAUUACGAAAAGCUGGUACAAGAGUCGGCGGAGGUGGGUGAAUUCAUCGCGCAACAAGACCAAAUCGUUUGGACUGUUGCCGAGAAUUUUGCUGUCUUCAUUGAUAGCAUAAAGCGACUGAGCAACCGGCUGGAAGAGACGCGCGCAAACAAUGAGAUUGGAAACUCAAUGCCCGUUCUCAGCUUCGACAAGGACGACGUAGACACGCUCGACUUUGUUGUCGCAAGCGCCAACCUCCGGUCACACAUCUUUGGCAUUGAAAUGCGGUCCAAGUUCGAUAUCAAACAAAUGGCCGGUAACAUCAUCCCUGCAAUCGCAACCACCAAUGCCAUGACUGCCAGUCUCUGCGUUCUCCAAGCCUACAAGGUCUUCCGCGAGCAGCUUGACAAGGCAAAAAUGGUAUUUCUUACCCGCGGCACAGAGCGUGUCAUCUCCAGCGAGCCACUCCGGCCACCUAAUCCCCACUGCGCGACAUGCAGCGUAUGCUAUGCUUCGCUCGCUGUUGAUACAAAACGUGCAAAGUUGAGCGACUUGGUCGACUACAUUCUGAAGGAGAAUCUUGGAUACGCUGAAGAUUUUAGCGUCAAGCGUGAUGCCGAUAUACUUUACGAUGUGGAUGAGGACAUUCAUCUUGAUAAGACAUUUGAGGAGCUGGGGCUCAAGAACGACACUUUCAUCACCAUCUCCGACGAUGCAGAAGAGAACGCCAAGGUUGACGUGGUCUUUUCCAUCACUCAUCAAGAAUUCACUGAGAACGCAAAGCCUCUGAGGCUACCCGAUGAGGUCAAGAUUGCAACAAAGCCCAAGGCACCCGCUCCAGAGACCAAUGGGCAUGCUACUAUUAACGGCACCGUUCCAACCAACAAUGACGCUACAGAUGAAGGUGCGAAUGGUGCUACGAAGCGAACAGCUACCGAGGCCGGUCUGAAUGAUGAGCUCAUACGCAAGAAAGGCAAAGUCAUGGAAGAGCCUCUGAAGCAGGAUGGUGACCAUAUUGUCAUUCAGGAAGACCACAUCAACGGUGCCAUCGUCAUUGAAGAUGACUGA